Molecule: messenger RNA, 1055 nt
Organism: Brassica napus (rape)
Lineage: Eukaryota; Viridiplantae; Streptophyta; Magnoliopsida; Brassicales; Brassicaceae
Product: floral homeotic protein PISTILLATA
Exons: 6
Coding region: 228-743 (171 amino acids)
Biological process (GO): positive regulation of transcription by RNA polymerase II
Cellular component (GO): nucleus
Molecular function (GO): protein dimerization activity; RNA polymerase II cis-regulatory region sequence-specific DNA binding; DNA-binding transcription factor activity, RNA polymerase II-specific
Source: RefSeq, a predicted model, not a curated record
GCCUUCCAUGACUGUGCCAUCAAGAAAGUAGCUUUGUUUUCCAUCCCAAACUGUCAAAGGUCUCUCUUCAUCUAUACAUUAAUCAAACACUUUCUCUCUCUCUCAUCAAUGUUCCUUUGAGACAAAUGCUCCUCCCUAUCUUCUUCUUCAUAUAAACCACAUAUCUUCUCCUCCAUAUCUUAACAAUUUCAUAGCAAACCCUAAAACUGAGAAGAGAGAGAAAAAAAAUGGGUAGAGGGAAGAUAGAGAUAAAGAGGAUAGAGAACGCAAACAACAGAGUGGUGACGUUCUCAAAGAGGAGGAAUGGGUUGGUGAAGAAGGCCAAAGAGAUCACGGUUCUUUGCGAUGCAAAAGUUGCUCUCAUAGUCUUUGCAAGUAAUGGUAAGAUGACUGAUUAUUGUUGUCCUUCCAUGGACCUUGGUGCUAUGUUAGACCAAUACCAGAAGUUAUCUGGCAAGAAACUAUGGGAUGCUAAGCAUGAGAACCUCAGCAAUGAGAUUGACAGGAUCAAGAAAGAGAAUGACAACUUGCAACUUGAGCUCAGGCACUUGAAGGGGGAAGAUAUACAGUCUCUCAACUUAAAAAACCUGAUGGCCGUAGAGCAUGCCAUUGAACAUGGCCUCGACAAAGUCCGAGACCACCAGAUGGAGUACCUCAUGACGAAAAGGAGAAAUGAAAAUGUUGGCGGAGGAGAAUCGGCAACUCAGUUUCCAGCUGCAACAACAGGAGAUGGCUAUAGCUAGCAAUGCAAGAGGUAUGAUGAUGAGGGAUCAUGAUGGACAAUUUGGAUACAGAGUCCAGCCGAUUCAGCCAAAUCUUCAGGAAAAGAUUAUGUCGUUGGUCAUCGAUUGAUCAUUAGAGAUUUGAUGCAAUCUCAUUACCAGUCUACUAUCUAAUUCGUGGCUCUUUGUCUUUAUGAAUGUGUGUGUCUCUAUCAGACUUUUAUUUAGCUUAUAUGUGUGUUGUUUGCUUAUGAAACCUCUAUGUAUUGGUUGUGUUGUAUGCCAAACUAAACGUUUGAAACUAUUUAAUUAUUGCAUGUGUGUGAAAACUAA